Molecule: messenger RNA, 1256 nt
Organism: Alternaria rosae
Lineage: Eukaryota; Fungi; Ascomycota; Dothideomycetes; Pleosporales; Pleosporaceae
Product: fungal cellulose binding domain-containing protein
Exons: 2
Coding region: 40-972 (310 amino acids)
Source: RefSeq, a predicted model, not a curated record
CCACUACCAAACACCAAACCAACACCACCCACCUCAAACAUGAAGCUUUCCAUCAUCGCCGCAGCUGCCAUUGCGCAGAUCGCCUCUGCCCACUACACCUUCGAUGUCUUGGUCACCGACGGCCAGGAGUCCAAGGGCUACGAGUUCAUCCGUGAGAACACUCGUGCCCAGAAGUUCAACCCCACCAAGUGGAAGAACCCCCUCGACAACAUGACCCCCGACAUGGACGACUUCCGCUGCAACAAGGGCUCUUUCGCUAGCGCUGGCAAGACCGGCGUCAAGGAGGUCGCAGCCGGCACCAAGAUGGCCAUGAAGCUUGCCUACGGCGCUACCAUGAAGCACCCCGGUCCCGCUUUCGUCUACAUGUCCAAGGCUCCCAGCUCCGUCAAGGAGUACGAGGGUGACGGCGAGUGGUUCAAGAUCUUCGAGUCUGGCCUCUGCGACAAGAACAAGGAUAUCCUGGGUACUGCUUGGUGCACUUGGGAUAACGACAGGAUUGAGUUCACUGUCCCCGCUGAGGUGCCAGAGGGCGAGUACUUGAUCCGCUCUGAGCACGUUGGUCUUCACGGUGCACACGAUGGCCAGGCUGAGUUCUACUACGCCUGCGCUCAAGUCAAGGUCACCGGCGGCGGCAGCGGUACCCCCGGCCCCACCGUCAAGUUCCCCGGCGCGUACAAGAAGACCGACCCCGAGUUCAACUUCAGCAUCUGGGGUGGAUACAAGGACUACACCUUCCCCGCCCCCGCUGUCUGGGAUGCCAGCACCAGCGGCGGUGCUCAGUCUCCUGCUCAGACCCCCACUGAGGAGCCCACCACCGAGGAGUCUCCCGCACCCUCUGCUUCCCCCGUACCUUCCUCCGAGGAGCCUGCUGCUAGCAGCGAGGCUGUUGCACACAACUCUGAGAACUGCAAGGGUGGCAAGGCUAAGCGUGGUCGCCGUGCUUUCCGCGAGGCUCUUCUCCGAAAGGAGUAAGAUGCAUAUGUUUUGCAUGAUCUGGAGGAUUGAAACGAUGAAAGGCUUGACUUUACGGUCUGGUCGACUUUCUGUAUAUAUAUACUUUUUCGAUAGGCGCAGCCGUGCUGCGCUUUUUUGUAGAUGUUGCUGGAUGAGGAAUACAAUCAGUAUUCCUGAACACAGUUUUCGAAGCUUCAUCGCAGUGCUCCAUGAUCGUGAGACAGUUACUGCAUACAACACCCAAAACACGUUUGUACACUAGAUUGAUACAGAAUCGGAUUACCGAUGGUACAUACGGCAUC